AUGCCAAUAUACCAUACUUCAGUCGAAGAACAAGGUGAACAAACUAAGAAAAUAUAUGGCAGUUUUAAGAAGCUUCUUUCACAAUCCGGAUUUGGCUGGGAUAAUGUGAGUAAAACUGUGGUUGUCGACGAUCCAAGUAUUUGGGAAUCUCACAUCAAGGAUAAUAGUGAGUGGACAAAAUUCAAGAAGGAUGGAUUUUCCCAGUAUCCUAAGCUGUGUAUUGUAUUUGGUGGUACAUAUGCUACUGGGGAUCAUGCCAUAGGAAAUGCCAAAGAUUUGACGGUGUCAGAGGAAGGUGACAAUGGUGGUGGCAAUGUAGACGGUGAUCCAGAGGACUUAAGUGAUCACCACAUUGAUGAGACAGUCUUUACAUCCGGCAAUAGUGCUGAUCUAGUUCAUGACAAGCACAAAUUGGAUAGGACUCCAAAUACCAAGAGGAGAAGAAAGAAUACCUCAUUUUGCAUUGCUGACACUUGCAAAGUUAUACAGGAGCUGAUCAAAACUAAGACAAGUCAAUCUGCGAGUGGCUCUGCCACCUCACGGAUCACACAACCACCUGUGGACCCUUUCUCCAUAUCCGCGGUCAUUGAUAGCCUACUUAGUAUGCCUGACUUGGGACCAAAUCUUUACAGCAAAGCAGUGGAACGACAUGUGUUAGUGCCACAUAGAGGGAGGCUUUCAUCAAAACUCCAGUUGAAUGGAAAAAUGCACUUCUUCAAUCUUUUUAGUAGAUGUUGGGAAAUGUAGUGUG
Syzygium oleosum is the source of this 751-nucleotide messenger RNA. RefSeq lists its product as uncharacterized. NCBI's taxonomy places the organism in Eukaryota, Viridiplantae, Streptophyta, Magnoliopsida, Myrtales, Myrtaceae. The coding region runs from base 1 to 747 and encodes 248 amino acids. The transcript is spliced from 2 exons. The record is from RefSeq and is a predicted model, not a curated record.